Messenger RNA from Uranotaenia lowii, 616 nucleotides. Its product is annotated as endocuticle structural glycoprotein ABD-5-like. Gene Ontology annotation, cellular component: chitin-based extracellular matrix. Lineage: Eukaryota; Metazoa; Arthropoda; Insecta; Diptera; Culicidae. The coding region runs from base 68 to 499 and encodes 143 amino acids. The transcript has 3 exons. The record is from RefSeq and is a predicted model, not a curated record. Gene Ontology annotation, molecular function: structural constituent of chitin-based larval cuticle.
GUCAAGAUAGUUCUUCGAGUUGAGUUGUUUCAGUUGUUUCGUAGAUCGGAAAGAACACCGCAUCACCAUGGCUUGGCGCUUGUUCAAAACCGUGAUUUAUUUGUCCGUGAUAAGUGUAAAUCUCGUGAAUCAGGUGUUAAGUGCACCCGUUGCUGCUGCUGCUGCGGCUGUGUCUGGAGGAAAAGCCGCUGACGCUCAUUCGCCAAAGGUGAUUGAACAGUCCAACGACUACAAGUCGGAUGAGUUCAAUUGGAGCUACGAGUUGAGUGAUGGACGAGUGGUGCGUCAGAAUGCUUACAAGAAAAUGCUCGAUGACGGUACGGAAGUGCUGGUGAUCAAUGGCUUUUACAGCUACUAUGGACCAGAUGGGAUCAAGUACACCGUGAGCUAUUAUUCGGACGAAAACGGGUAUCAUCCUGAUGUCAUUGUUGGAGAACUUCCUGAGCCCCCUCAAUAUAUGCACAUUGAUCCUAAAGUUUUGGCGUCAUUGGUGGGAUAGAACAUGAUAUAAACCCAAAAGUUUCAAAUAAUCGAAAGUUAACAAAACAAAAAAUGACGGAAUUUAACAGCAGAUUACAAAGUGUAACUCAUCAAUCUCAUUGGAUAUUAAAAAAUA